This is a messenger RNA of Diaporthe amygdali, 807 nucleotides long. Its product is annotated as von willebrand factor. Lineage: Eukaryota; Fungi; Ascomycota; Sordariomycetes; Diaporthales; Diaporthaceae. The coding region runs from base 1 to 807 and encodes 268 amino acids. The record is from RefSeq and is a predicted model, not a curated record. The transcript has a single exon.
AUGGAACGCGCUGAUUCUUGGCCGGUGGCCCAAUCCGUGCCCGACACGGAGGCCGGGGCUGGCAUCGACAUCGGUGACCUGGGAGAGACGCUGGCAUUCCUGCGAUGCUUCGACACCAUCUUCCUCGUCGACGACUCGGCGGCGAUGGGACCCUACUGGGCCGACGUCAAGGCCCUGCUGGAGCGCAUCGCGCCCAUAUGUGCCAAGUAUGACCCGGACGGGAUAGACCUGUUCUUCCUGAACCACCGGCCAAAGGGCCUGCUGGCCAACAUGUCGUUCCGAAAGUCUGGCUAUCGCAAAAUCGGCGGCAACACGGCCGACACGGUGGCCGGCGUCUUCGAGCGCGUCAAGCCCGGCGGGAAGUGCAACAUGGGCGCGCGCCUGACGAAGCUGUUCCACUGGUACCACGGCAUGCUGAAGCAGGACGAGGAGGGCGCGGCCCUGAACCUGAUUGUCAUCACGGCCGGAGCCUUUGACGAUGACAUCAAGGCCCCGCUGGUCCACGUCGCGAAGCAGCUGGACGAGAUGGGGGUGCCGGAGCACCAGGUCGGCAUUCAGCUCUUCCAGAUCGGCAAGCCUACGCUUGAGACGGCGCAGAUGUUCGAGUACCUGGAUGACCAGCUGCACAAGGAGGCUCACACGCGGGACAUCGUCGACACCACCACGUGGACGGGGAAGCCGGGUUCGUUGUCCACAGACGACCUGCUGAAGGUCGUGCUGGGCGCGGUGGUGAAGAAGCUGGAUGAGCGCAGCAAGGGAAUGGAACUCAACAGCUCCUCUGCUCCAGCCAGGCGCUACGAAAACUGA